AAACGUUUGAACAGUUUAGUUUCAGAACUGCCCUUUACUCCAGACGGCUCCAAACAGGUGAACGAAGCAGAGAAGCGCAUGAUUCUUUCCAUCAUGGGAAUAAAAGAUAGAACUUUCUCUCUCUGUGCAGAGAUUAUGAUCCUGGCCCUUCUAGGUUCAACAGUUGAGUCUGGUGCCCUGUAUUGUGCUAAUUCAUCCCCCUCUCCCAGCACUCCAGUUUCUGUCCAUUCUCUGAGGCCAGCUGAUGUGUCUGUGGUAUCUGCGCUGGUUUUGUCUGAUGUGGAGAGAUCUGAUGAAAUCAGAGCCAUGAACAUGCUAUCUGAAAUAUUGUUCACCUUUAACCCUGAUGUAUCAACUGUUCUACCUGACCAAAGGAGUUUAAUGGAUAAAGCAGAGGACAUUAUGGAGUCUCUCAGCCCCACUCAGUGGAAGUUGCUCCUUCUCUUUAUACCAGUUGAUGAGAUCUCUGUGUGUACAGCCCAGGACUUUAGUGCAGCCAUUGAUGCAACAGUGAAUAGAGUGGAGCAGACACUGGACUCUCUACAUAAGAAGUUGAAACAUACACUGGUUCAUGUUGUUGUUUGGAGUGGACUGUUAAGUGAAUCACAUGACCGAGUGUGUAAUUUCCACUGUGAGGAAGGAUAUGAUGAAAACAGACGCAGGCUGGAUACAAUAGUCCUUAUGGCUUCAUUGCAGGAAUCUGUCAGUGCUCUUCUAGAGAGAAGAGGCUGGUUCAGCGAUCGGGAGGAUUUCAGCGUAAUGCUUCAAUCCAGUCCAGGGUACUUCGAUCUGUCAGACCUAAAGAAAGCCUCUACGUCUGACUCCUCACAUUACAUAAGCAUGUUGGUUUUACAACUCUGGACUAAUUUGCUGCAGCCAAUGACAGACAAGACUGAGAUAGAUGGGCAGGGCAUAGUCACCAUUCCGUGCCCUACUGAGGAAAAGCCGUUUUUGCGAACACAGCAAAACUCAAACUCGGCAGAGCACAGUAUCUCACAAACAGCGGAUACCUCCCCACUUCUCGACCCGGUGAUGGGGAGUGAGCUCAUCUGUGAGGACAGGUCUCCAUCUCCCAGCAUCCCUACCUCAGUCCAUGCCCUACGGCCAGCAGACAUCAAAGUAGUGGCAGCGAUUGGUGAUUCUUUGACGGCAGGUAAUGGGGUGGGUGCUGCACAAAACAACCUCCUGGGUGUGCUCACCGAGUAUCGUGGCCUGUCAUGGUGUGUCGGUGGAGAUGAGAACUUAACAACUAUAACCACCUUACCAAAUAUAUUGAGAGAGUUUAACCCUUUACUGACUGGCUAUGCCACGGGAAAAGGAGAUGAAAAUUCUGCACAGAGUUUUCUGAACCAAGCAGUACCAGGAGCCAAAGCUGAUGAUAUGGUCAGUCAAGCUCGUGCUGUCAUUAACAGAAUGAAAGAAGACUCGCGAAUUGAUUUCCAGAAUGAUUGGAAGAUUAUCACGGUCUUCAUUGGAGGAAAUGACUUAUGUGCCCACUGCUCUGAUAGUCAAUACCAUUCUCCUGAUAACAUUGUGAAGUAUAUUCGUGAGGCUCUGGACAUAUUACAUAAUGAGGUCCCUCGUGCCCUGGUGAAUCUAGUGGAGCUCCUGGAUAUAGUUCCACUGCGCCGCCUCCAUCAGGUCACCAGUUUAGGCUGCCCUACCUGGCUGGUCAAUAUGAUGUGCAGCUGUGUUCUGAAACCUAAAGAUGAAUCUUAUGAAUUCCGCAUGCUGCAGGAGUUUAACCAAGCCUAUCAGCGUGGCAUGAGGGAGCUGGUGGAGUCUGGACGAUAUGACACACAUGAUAACUUCACCGUUGUCCUACAGCCAUUCUUCAGAAAUGUGUUUCUCCCCUUGCUGGAGGAUGGGACACCUGACCGUUCCUAUUUCUCUCCAGACUGUUUUCAUCUCAGUCAGAAAGCUCACACGCUCAUGGCUCGGGCUCUCUGGAACAACAUGAUGGAGCCUUUAGGUAAUAAGACAGAUAAAGAAGAUUUUACUGCAGGUGUCCCUCUUAAAUGCCCAGAAAAGUCCUCUCCCUAUUUGAAGACCUAUCAUAACAGCAAUUACACAUACGAAACCCCUCUUCCUACUCCUUCACCCACAACAAAUUGGGGAAGUGAUUUCUCAUGUGUAGAUACAACACCCUCUGACACUGCACCAACAUCUGUUCACAGACUGCGUCCAGGUGACAUUAAAGUGGUGGCGUCUCUGGGAGAUUCAAUCACUGCUGGCUUUGGUGCAAAAGCUGAAAACAUUCUGCAGUUGGCAGAUGAGGAGCGAGGGGUUUCCUGGAGCAUUGGUGGGGAUGAUACUUUGGAAACUGUCACCACAUUGCCAAACAUACUUAAGAAGUUCAAUCCAAGUGUCUUCGGCUUCUCAAAGGGAAAAAGUAAAAGGCCAAAUGGCUUCAAUAUGGCAGUGAGCGGUGCCAAAGCCAGUGAUAUACCAGCACAAGUGAGGGAUCUGAUCACAGCUUUAAAGGAUAGUACGGAAGUGGACUUUGAGAAGGAUUGGAAGCUGGUGACACUGUUUAUUGGGGGAAAUGACCUUUGCCAGUACUGUCAUGACCGGGCUUCUCUAUCCUCUUCUAUGUACAUUGGUCACAUCAGAGACAGUCUGGACAUACUGUACAAUGAGGUUCCCAGAGUGCUGGUAAAUUUUGUGGAAAUCUUAGAGCUCAACGAUCUGCGUUUAAUAAAGCGGGACACACUGGGCUGCAGCCUCCUGCAAAAGAACUUGUGUCCAUGUUUUCUGAAUCCCCGUGAGUACUCUCCAGAAAUGAAUGAAAUGAAGAAGGUCAACAGAGAUCUGCAGAUGGAGACUGAAAGAUUGGUAUAUGGGGGACGGUAUGACGGAAGACAGGACUUUGCGGUGGUGCUACAGCCCUUCUUCAAGAACUCUGUUGUUCCAAUGAUCGAGGAUGGCACACCCGACCUGACUUUCUUCUCUGUGGACUGUUUUCAUUUCUCUGACCGUGGACAUGCAGAGAUGGCUAUUGCGCUCUGGAACAACAUGCUGGAGCCUGUGGGGAAUAAACAAAACUACAAUAAUUUCACAUAUGACCGCAGUAAGAUUAACUGUCCCACAAAGGAACAUCCCUUCAUUUUUACACGAAUAAACAGUGGCUCUGACGUCCCUACAACUUCCGUACCCACCACAGUUGCACCGGGCACCCCUCUCCCUGCAGAUUGCCCCAACGAUUCUGUGCCAGCCUGGGCAGCUGCUCUUCUGGCUGUAGGAGGCUUGAUAAUUGGUUGGGUUGUAACCUGGAUGAUCUUCUACUACAGAGAACGAAGGAACAGAAAGAGAAAAGAACAUAGCAAGGAAAUGAGCGGAACGAAGUUCUAAUAACAUUUUUUUUUAAUUACAUAUAUAAAGUUAAUUAGUUUACUACAGGCUAAACCCACCCCUAAGCAUUCCCCUAAAAGAUUUUUUAAAUUAAAAGCAUUUAUAUUUCAUAAUUACAUUGUUCUGGCAUGAAACUCUAGAUGGCGAAGGCUGAUAGGUCUAACUCAUUUUGGUAGCAAUCACGUCAUUAUCUACAUGGCACAGCUGAUUGAUUGUGUUGCAUCAGCGGCCAAAGAGCUGCGGCUCAACAUUCAAACAAAUACCAGAGGUGUUUGCUGUUAGCAGUCUGUAGCGUGCUUUCAGAAACUCUCUACCUUCCCCAGCUCCACCUGUAUAGAUCUGCUAUGGGCGUUGAUUCAUGUAUGUUAAAUGUGCAACAGCAGCAUGUCUUACAUGCUCACAGCAACGUCUGUGAAUGUAUUGGCAGUAGCAAGUCUCGGUACUUGCUCUAAAGCAGCGUAGCAGAUCUAUUCUGCCAAGACCAAAUACAUUAACAUUGUCAUAUCCAUGCCAAUCCCUAUUACCAUACCAAUUUCCCAAGAGUGGUCAUGACAGAAAUAUAUUUUAUUUAUGAAGUUUUUCCAAUUGAGAACAUUUUUUUUUUUUUUUUACCUCAAACACUCACAAAUUCACAUACGUUUGUUUUUUGAAACUGUUCAAUAAAUUAAUUUAUUGCUGUAAAUUAUUUAUACAACAAACAAUUAUAAUACUUAAAUAGACAAAAGUACAUACAUUAUAUUUGUAUUUUAAUAAAUGAUGUAUAAUAAAAAUGUGUUUAAUAUUAUUUUAUUAUUUGAUUGUUGUUUGAUUGUGUUAUAUUAUACAUUGUUAACAGGAUUUUGUUUUUGACCCUGCUUAAGUGUGCCUAUGAGCAAUAAAUAAAAAACAAGCCCGUAACUGACUUGUUUAACAGUA
Ctenopharyngodon idella (grass carp) is the source of this 4266-nucleotide messenger RNA. It is a transcript of the gene plb1, whose product is annotated as phospholipase B1. Gene Ontology annotation, biological process: phospholipid metabolic process. The transcript has 42 exons. Lineage: Eukaryota; Metazoa; Chordata; Actinopteri; Cypriniformes; Xenocyprididae. Gene Ontology annotation, cellular component: brush border membrane. The record is from RefSeq and is a predicted model, not a curated record. Gene Ontology annotation, molecular function: retinyl-palmitate esterase activity; phosphatidylcholine lysophospholipase A1 activity; A2-type glycerophospholipase activity. The coding region runs from base 79 to 3351 and encodes 1090 amino acids.